This is a messenger RNA of Gasterosteus aculeatus aculeatus (three-spined stickleback), 1541 nucleotides long. It is a transcript of the gene fam133b, whose product is annotated as family with sequence similarity 133 member B. Lineage: Eukaryota; Metazoa; Chordata; Actinopteri; Perciformes; Gasterosteidae. The record is from RefSeq and is a predicted model, not a curated record.
UUCUUGUCCAAAAAUGAAAUGCAGAAAAACAGUCGUCAGCUUCCAUGUAACGUUACGUUAAGUCUGAUGCGGCUAGCUCAAUGUUAGCACGGUAGCAGUCAUGGUUGCCCUCUCCCUUGGAUAUUUCCCCCAUCACUAACUCAACAUGGGCAAGAGAGACAAUCGAGUGGCUUACAUUAACCCCAUCGCCGCGUCACGCGCACGGGGACCGGCAAGUAACGCCGGACCAACUAUACAAGAUUAUUUGAGCAGACCUCGACCAACAUGGGAAGAGUUAAAGGAGCAGCUGGAGAAGAAGAAGAAGGGCUCCCGAGCCUUGGCUGACUUUGAAGACAAAAUGAACGUGAAAUGGAGGAAAGAACUGGCAAAGAACAGAGAGAAGCUGUUAGCCGGGAGUGACAAAGAGAAAGACAAAAAGACAACGGAAAAGGAAAAAGAAAAGGAGGAGAAGAAAGAGAAAAAAGAGAAAAAAAAGAAAGACAAGAAGAAAUCCAACAGGCAUUCUUCAUCUUCCUCCUCCUCAUCGAGUUCUGAUUCCCCUAGCAGCUUCCUUACAGAGUCCGAAGAGGAUGAGAAGAAGAGUGUGAAAAAAAAGCGGAAGAGAAAGAAGUCAUCAGCCAGGAGAGCGUCGGACAGCUCGGAGGGAGAGUCUGAUGCUGAAAUCAAGAAGAAAAAGAAAAGAAUAAAAGAAGAGGGGGACAAAGAUAAGGAUGACACGAGUCGUAAAAGAAAAAGGAAGGCUGAGCGAAGUUAUAAAGACUCAUCAUCAGAGUCCUCUGCAGAUUCUGAAGGGGAAGAGGGACCCGACGCCAAGAAGAAAAAGAGAAGUAGCGAGGAAAAGGAGAAAAUAACGGACAAAUCCAAGAAGAAAAGGAAAAAGAAGCACAAGAAGCACAGCAGGAAAAAGAAAAAAGAAGGCAGCGUCUCAGUUGGACUCUGAGCGUCGUUACGGUUCUCUCGUCCUCCUGGCGGUUCACAAGUAGUGUUAUAUUGCUUUACCUAAAAAAGAAAGAAGCAUCCAGCGCUGUUCCUCUUGCUUCAGCGAGAGGCAGGCAGACCCGUGAUGCUGUGGUUCUGAGGGGGCAGUUAAAUAGAGGAAGCCACGCGUCCCUCUAAGUGGCAACUACCGGUACAUGUCUUCUGUUGAUUUCUCUACCACCAAUGGGUUUUUUUUUCGUUGCUUGUUAGUAGUGGUUCCUUCUACCAUGGUACUGAUGUUAACUCCUUCACCCCUCAUCUUUUGAGAUCACAAUGUGAAUGGCACCUGUUUUCGUCUUCGCACGUGUUGGCCCUCUCGGAGCGUCUCUCUCCGCCUAAUACCCGACGUCUUGCGUUCCCGAUGUGCCGGAUGAGGCUGCCUCGCGUGCAUGUAGACCAGACCUGACCUGAUGCCUCGCCAGCCUCAUAUUGAAGUUGGACUUAUGAUAUGAAAUGUGAGCUCCACAUUCAAACAUGGGAUAAUUGUUUUCUGAUAGACCGAUUGUUGCAGUGUAAAUGUAUAAACAAUGUCAUUAAUUAAUAAAGUAUUGUUUUAGCUUUCA